UAUUUAGUAGUCGUAAUAACACUAAUUAACAACAUGAGUUUUCAGUAAUUUAAAAGAUAUCUGUAUUAUAAAUUUAAAUUACAUUACAUUUUUAAAAUAACUUUUCUUUUCCGCUGAAUAAGUCUAAAUAAAACAUUGUUCUGGUUAGUUCGUUAGAAGAUAACUAAAGUACUUUUAAAAACACUGUUCAAUUGAGAGUUCUAAUAAUUUAAGAAGUAUAUGAAGUUAUGGCUUUUCUAAAUGGAGAUUAUAGAAUUCAGAAAAAAGUGAUGUUUAUUAAUAUGUUUAUUGGAUAUUUUACAUACUACAUUGUGAGAAAGAGUUGCACAUAUUCAAUGUCUUUUAUGCUGAACGAUAAAGAGAUAUCAUUGACAAGCUUUGAUUUUGGAAUGCUUGCGAGUGUACAAAAGUUACUUUAUACAUUCGGUCAAAUUCUAUUUGGAGCCUUAUCUGACAAGUACAGUCCAAAGCUUAUAUUUGCCUGUGGACUUUUUUUAUGUGGAUUUUCGAAUAUACUUUUUUCACUUUGCUAUGUGAAAUAUAGUUUUAUCUUUUGUUGGGCAUUUAAUGGAUUUUUCCAGGGAUGUGGAUGGCAAUCAAUAGCUGUUUUGGUGAAAAAAUGGUAUUCUUCUGAAGAAUCAGGUACAGUUUGGUCAUUACUUUCAACAUCUAUGAAUAUUAGUGUAAGUAUUAUACCUCUUCUUGUUACAUUUUUGGCAGAAUCAUUUACAUGGCGGUUAAGCUUUGUUCUUUUUGGGUUGACUUCAUGUGCUUUAUCAUUUGUGGUUUAUAGUUGCAUGAUUGAUGAUCCUGUUUAUGUUAAAAAGAAUGUUUUAUUAGAGCAUAAAAACUCUACAUCUGUCUCUAAAGUGGCAAAUCAUGGUUCAAGCUUAAGACUAUUAUUUAAAAGUGAGUUUUUCGUGCUAGUUGCUGUAUCAUAUUUUUUAUGGACUUUUCUUAAAUAUACAAUUGAAGAAUGGCUACAUUGGUAUUUAAUUACAGAAAAACAAUUCUCUAACUAUCAAGGGAGUUAUCAAGUAAUGUUGUUUCAGCUUGGUGGAUUGAUUUCUUCUCUUUUAAGUGGAGUUGUUUCUGAUCAGCUUAUCAAUAAGUUUAAAGCGUCGAAAAGUUCACCUCGCUUGCCAGUUGUUAUCUUUUGUUCCAUGUUUGUUCUUUUAUGGCUUUUAGUUCUUCAAACAUCUAAUAAUAUGGUUCUUUUAACAUUAACAAGUUUUUUUCUUGGGUUUUCUUGUUUUGGUCCACACACAUUAUUUGGUUUAUUGGUGAUGGAAAAUGCUCCUUCUGGUUUAAGUGGCACCUCUCAUGCGCUAGCCUCAGCGAUAUCAUCUGCUGGUGGUGUUCUAGCUGGUGCACCUCUAAGCUACCUCAUUGAUAAUUUUGGGUGGCAAAUAGUUUUUAUUGUUCUUGCUGCUGUAUCAAUCGGAGUUACCUCACUCCUUUUUGUUGUAGUUGUUAGAAGUCCACGCAAAAUACAUGAUUAAGGAUUAUUUCAAGACAAGGCUUUAUUGUUUAAAUAUAUUGUUAGAUUGC
Hydra vulgaris (swiftwater hydra) is the source of this 1551-nucleotide messenger RNA. Its product is annotated as glucose-6-phosphate exchanger SLC37A4. Gene Ontology annotation, cellular component: endoplasmic reticulum membrane. The record is from RefSeq and is a predicted model, not a curated record. NCBI's taxonomy places the organism in Eukaryota, Metazoa, Cnidaria, Hydrozoa, Anthoathecata, Hydridae. Gene Ontology annotation, molecular function: glucose 6-phosphate:phosphate antiporter activity. Gene Ontology annotation, biological process: glucose-6-phosphate transport; phosphate ion transmembrane transport.